AAAAUAAAUAAAUGUAAACCUCAUAUUAAAGUUUGCUUUAGGUCACCAAAUUUGUUGAAUGACACUUAAAUGCCUCAUCCUGCAUUUUAGAAGUCAUCUACCUAAUUAUCUUGGAGCACUGAAAUGGCGCCAAGGUUAAUAUGAAAAAACAACACUACUUUUUUGACCAUUUCUCACCAUGUUAAUGACAGCAAGGAUACAAACGCGAAACAAGCUACUGCAUCAAUAUCCAAAUCCCAUUUUUGGUUUCAGCACUUUUCCAGCUUCUCUUCUUCACUCUUUAUCCAAUCACUAUGCUUAUCCCACCAUCACUACAAACCAACAACAGCCACCCUAUUCUAUUCCUACAGUUUCAGAUAAAUGCGAGUUUCUAGUGCAAAAAUACCUGUUUUCUUUUUCUGAACAUGAUGCUCAAAAGCUCCAUUUGGAUAUUAUAAAACAUGGGGUUGCUAAAGAUUUGUAUUUGUGUAACACCCUUAUCAAUUUGUACGUAAAAAAUGCUGAUUUGAUCUCUGCUCAUGGCCUGUUCGAUGAAAUGCUAAGCAGAAAUUUAGUUACUUGGGCGUGCUUGAUUACGGGAUAUUCUCAAAAUGGGAUGCCUGAUGAGGCAUGUCGCGUUUUUAAAGAAAUGAUUUCGUCGGGGUUCGUGCCUAAUCAUUAUGCUUGUGGUAGUGCUUUGAGGUCUUGUCAGGGUUUAGGUGAUCGUGGAUUGAGGUUGGGGAUGCAAAUUCAUGGUUUGCUUUUGAAAACAGGGCAUGCUUCUAAUGAAGUUGUUUCCAAUGUGUUGAUAUCGAUGUACGGAAGUUGUGGAGGUAAUGGUGAUUAUGUGUGGCGUGUUUUUGAAGAGAGAGAGAAAAAGAAUUCAGUAUCUUGCAAUUCUAUUAUUUCAGUUUAUGCUCUGCAAGGCCCAGUUUAUGCUUUCGAGCUCUUCUCUUAUAUGCGAAAAGAGGAUAUAGGGUUUACUUUUAAACCGAAUGAGUUCACUUUUGGUACCUUGGUUACUACUGCUGCCAAUUAUGUUAAUUGCGGUUUGCUUUUACUGGAGCAGCUUCUGGCAAACAUUGAAAAGUCUGGACUCUUGGAGGACUUGUAUGUAGGCAGUGCUCUGCUCAGUGGUUUUGGAAGGUUUGGGUCUCUUGAUACAGCAAUGAAGGUUUUUAGGCAGAUGGGUGCAAGGAAUGCAGUGUCCUUGAACGGGCUCAUGGUUGGAUUGGUGAGGCUUGGUCAGGGAGAAGACGCAGCUAAGGUUUUUGUGGAGAUGAGAGACUUAGUUAAUAUCAAUUCUGAUUCCUUUGUGGUUCUUUUCAGUGCAUUUCCUAAAUUCUCUUUGUUGGAAGAAGGGGAAAUAAGAGGUAGAGAGCUACAUGCAUAUGUUAUCCGAACUGGUUUGUGCAACUCCAUGGCUGCUAUUGGAAAUGCUCUGAUUAAUAUGUAUUCUAAAUUUGGUGAAAUCCAAAUUGCCCAUUCUGUUUUCCAGGUCAUGGUUGAUAAGGAUUCAGUAUCAUGGAACUCUAUGAUAUCUGCUCUAGAUCAAAAUGGCUGUUUUGAAGAUGCAAUAUCGACCUUCCAAACUAUGAGAAGAACAGGUUUAAUGGCUUCAUCAAAUUACUCAUUGAUAAGUGCUUUAAGUUCUUGUGGAGGCCUGAAUUGGAUAAGAUUGGGGGAACAACUGCACAGUGAAGGGAUAAAGUUAGGACUUGAUUUUGAUGUUUCAGUGUCUAAUACUCUUCUUGCUUUAUAUGCUGAUACUGGAUGUGUGGCUGAAUGCAAGAAAUUGUUUACCAUUAUGCCAGAACAUGAUCUAGUUUCAUGGAAUUCCAUGAUUGGUGCAUUAGGUGAUUCGGAGACAUCUAUUUCUGAAGCUAUAGAGUACUUCAUACAGAUGAUGCGUGCUGGAUGGAGUCCUAACAAUGUGACAUUUAUAAAUGUCCUUUCAGCAAUAUCAUCUCUUUCUCUUCUUGGUCUUGUUCGUCAAAUCCAUGCUCUGGUGCUAAAAUAUAGUGCAACGGAUGCUAAUUCUAUCGAAAACACAUUUCUUGCUUGCUAUGGUAAGUGUGGGGAAAUGGAUGACUGUGAGAACAUAUUUUCUGGAAUGUCUGACAGGAAGGAUAAUGUGAGUUGGAAUUUAAUGAUCUCUGGAUAUUUACACAAUGAGGUCUUACCGAAAGCCAUGGACUUAGUCUGGCUUAUGCUGCAGAAGGGUCAGAAAUUAGAUGGCUUCACAUUUGCCUCUGUUCUCAGUGCAUCUGCCUCAAUCGCAACAUUGGAGCAUGGCAUGGAAGUUCAUGCUUGUGCAAUUAGAGCCUGUUUGGAAUCUGACAUCGUUGUUGGGAGUGCUCUUAUUGACAUGUAUGCCAAAUGUGGAAGAAUAGAUUAUGCUUCAAGGUUUUUUGAUGUAAUGCCUGUACGUAAUAUAUAUUCAUGGAACUCAAUGAUAUCUGGUUAUGCACGGCAUGGACAUGGACAUAAAGCACUAGAGCUUUUUACAAAAAUGAAGCUGGAAGGUCAAACACCUGACCAUGUCACAUUUGUUGGUGUCUUAUCAGCUUGUAGCCACGUGGGAUUUGUCGAGCAGGGAAUGGACUACUUUAAUUCCAUGAGCAAACAAUAUGGUCUGACACCUAGGAUUGAACAUUUCUCGUGCAUGGUUGAUAUCCUGGGACGAGCAGGGCAGAUGAAUAAAUUGGAGGACUUCAUCAAUAAAAUGCCAUUAAAGCCCAAUGCACUUAUCUGGAGGACUGUGCUUGGAGCCUGUGGUCGAGCAAGCAGUAGUAAAACAGAUCUAGGUAGGAAGGCUGCUCACAUGCUCUUAGAGUUGGAACCUCAUAAUGCUGUGAAUUAUGUGCUUCUUGCAAAUAUGUAUGCUUCAGGAGGGAAGUGGGAGGAUGUAGCAGAGGCUCGGCGUGCAAUGCGAGAAACAACAGUAAGGAAAGAAGCUGGAUGCAGCUGGGUAAGCAUGAGAGAUGGGGUUCAUGUUUUUAUAGCUGGUGAUCAAUCACAUCCGGAUAAACAUGCAAUUUAUGAAAAACUUAAGGAACUGCACAAGAGGAUUAGAGAUGCAGGGUAUGUACCACAGAUUAAAUAUGCGUUGUAUGAUCUUGAACUUGAGAAUAAGGAAGAACUCCUAAGCUACCAUAGUGAAAGACUUGCAGUUGCCUUUGUUCUUACACGGAAAUCAGAUAUGCCUAUAAGAAUAAUGAAAAACCUUCGAGUUUGUGGGGACUGUCACUCUGCCUUCAAAUACAUAUCACAAGUUGUUGGUAGACAAAUAGUAUUAAGAGACUCCCACAGAUUUCAUCAUUUUGCUGAUGGGAAGUGUUCAUGUAAAGAUUACUGGUGAUAGAUCAAAUGCUGUCUAACUUGAAGAAACGGAUGCUACUUAAUGAGGCAUUAACAGAUGAAGCAAUGGAGAAGGUUCAAGCAUGUCAUGUCUGAAGUAUAGGGACAGAGGCAGUAAGUGUGCAAGGGUGUUAAAUCAAGUAUCCUGGUGAGGACCUCAACAUGAACUUAUUAAAGCGUGCCAUAAUCGUGGUGUGGUUUGAAUUACUUGCCAUAUUUCUUUUAACAUUUUAUGACAUGAAUCAGCUAGAAUGACAGCAAAUGACACCAUGAAAUCAAAGAUGCACGUAUAGGGUAAACUGUAUCAAAGGUGCUCUUGCACAAGAAAGGCCUUUGGUUUUGCUGGAGGAUUUCAUUGUGCAGACUCCACAGAUCAUGUAAAGUCCAGUUUUGAUCUCUAAGGAACUCAUCUUCCAGGUGAGUGCUUCAUGGGAAGGCUCAUCUUGUGUGCUAGAUGAGCACACACCCAUGGUACUCCAUAGAUACGGGGUGAGAAUACAGCUGCCAGCUCGAGGAAGAAGUUAACAGCAGUAUGACGAGAAGUGUUCAACAUAGUUAAUCAAGUUCUAACACCAACAUGUUGAUCAAGAGGGUAAUGUGCAUGAGCAGUAUGUCUUCCUUUGUGAUACUCUCGACUACUUCAUCUGAAAAUGCUUGAUAAAAGUGUAUGUAUAUUACCCAGAAGGUUUUACUUCUGUUCUCUACUUGUGCAGUAAAGAGUCCUCUUGUCUGGCUGCAAGUAGCUACAACUAAGGUUACAUUAUAGAUGAACACAAUAACAUGCAGGAUGAUAAACAAUAUGGUCGAUCAUUAGAAAUGGAAUAAUGAAGAUGUAGGUUCCUUCAAUACUGAGAUAGAUUCAUUAUCAGGAUUACUUUACAGUUUACAGAAUGACGAAUGAGUUGGUUGGAAUUUCUCACCCUAGGAAUAGUAUGCUUGGGGUAAGCAAAAAAUUUUGAUAGUGUUUAUGUGCUCUAUUAGAAUGACAUUGUUGAAGUUGAUGACAUGGGUCAUUCCACCAAUAUCUUGUCACUCUCUUUUGAAUUAACAUGGUUAAUGCGCAGA
Molecule: messenger RNA, 4404 nt
Organism: Capsicum annuum
Lineage: Eukaryota; Viridiplantae; Streptophyta; Magnoliopsida; Solanales; Solanaceae
Product: putative pentatricopeptide repeat-containing protein At5g09950
Exons: 1
Coding region: 179-3340 (1053 amino acids)
Biological process (GO): RNA modification
Molecular function (GO): zinc ion binding; RNA binding; protein binding
Source: RefSeq, a predicted model, not a curated record